GCGAGCGCCCCGUGUUAGUUCCCGUCCUACCAGACUUGCCCGACUGUCCGACUUGCCCGACUAUCCAGCAACAUCUAGCAUUUCUUCAGACCAGUUGUAGUACUCCAGUGUGAACAAUGUCGCAACAGAGAUUGUGCGGUCUGCGGCUAUCAUCUGUUGGUGUCAUCGCCGUCUUACUUUACCUUAUUGAUCACUCACUAGCUGCGCUGGAAGGGUAUGUGGCGGGCGAGGACUACCCAGACUUCGCGGAGGUGCCCAAGGGUCUGUCAUUCACCUGCGACGAUAAGAUACCCGGGUACUACGCAGAUCCAGAGACAUCCUGCCAGGUGUGGCAUUGGUGCGUACCGAGCAUUGGUGGCAACGUGAUGUACUCAUUCCUGUGCGCGCCCGGAACCGUCUUCAACCAGCGCUCCCGCGUCUGCGACUGGUUCUACAAGGUGGACUGCCAGACGUCGCCGGCGUAUUAUGCCAUAAACGAGGACCUUUACAAAGACGAAGCUGGCAACUAUAUCGCGGGCAAAAAAAUCGUAAGAAGUGAAAGGAUUCAGAUUAAAAGUCAACCAAAGCCCAAACGACGUAUAGUGGUCCGGCGCCGGCGACUGACAGACAAACAGACUGACACGACCGACUCCACAGCGUUUAACGUGUUGCCUGUAAACUCGUAAUGACGGGGAAAGUACAGAGAUGUACAAAAGUGAAAAUGUUAUUUUACUGUAUGAUAUUUAAUUUUUUGUCUAAAUUGAUUUGCCUAAAAUCUCAUACAUCCAUUUAUUUUCGACAAACGAUCGUAUUAAAGAUGUUUCCAAAGAGAAAAAAUUGUUUUCAACAAUAAGUUAUUAAAUAACCAGUUAGAUCCG
Messenger RNA from Papilio machaon (common yellow swallowtail), 857 nucleotides. RefSeq lists its product as uncharacterized. Gene Ontology annotation, molecular function: chitin binding. The transcript has 6 exons. NCBI's taxonomy places the organism in Eukaryota, Metazoa, Arthropoda, Insecta, Lepidoptera, Papilionidae. The record is from RefSeq and is a predicted model, not a curated record. Gene Ontology annotation, cellular component: extracellular region. The coding region runs from base 117 to 665 and encodes 182 amino acids.